AUGUCCGCCGUCACUAUGGCGCCGGCGUCGGCUCGCAUCGUGGGCUCCGACGACGAUGGCCACGUCUGCCUUGAGCUUCAGGAUGGCUCCACCUACCAAGGCUACAGCUUUGGUGCCCAGAAGAGCAUUGCUGGAGAGCUGGUCUUCCAGACGGGUAUGGUGGGGUAUCCCGAGUCCGUCACUGACCCUUCGUACCGCGGCCAGAUCCUCGUCAUUACUUUCCCUCUGGUCGGCAACUAUGGCGUCCCCUCGCGCGAGACCAUUGAUGAGCUCCUCGGCGAUCUUCCCGCUCAUUUCGAGUCGUCCCAGAUCCACAUUGCUGGCCUGGUCACGGCAUCAUACUCUGGCGAGGACUUUUCCCACUUCCUCGCCACCUCUUCUCUGGGCACCUGGCUCAAGGAGCAGGGCAUCCCCGCCAUGUACGGCGUCGAUACCCGCGCCUUGACCAAGAAGCUCCGCGAGUCGGGUAGCAUGCUCGGCAAGAUGCGCCUCGAGUCCAAGGCUCUGACCAACGGCUCCGUCAGCCAGAUCGAUGGCCCAUUGGCCCCUGCUCCCAUCGAGACCUUUGAGCAGCUUGACUGGGUUGACCCCAAUACCAAGAACCUGGUGGCAGAGGUGUCCAUCAAGGCCCCUAAACUGUAUAAGCCUUCCGCCUCGGUUGCCCGCAAGCACCCGUCGGGUCGUACCAUCCGUGUCCUGUGUCUCGAUGUCGGUAUGAAGUAUAACCAGCUCAGAUGCUUCCUUAAACGUGGCGUCGAGGUCCUCGUCUGCCCCUGGGACUAUGACCUGGUUGGCGCCGCCGACGAGUUCGACGGUCUCUUCCUAUCCAACGGUCCCGGUGACCCCUCCGUCCUCGAAAACACCGUAAAGAACAUUGCCGCCGUCAUUGAGAAGAACCAUAUUCCGGUCUUUGGUAUCUGCCUGGGUCACCAGCUGCUGGCCCGCGCCUCGGGCGCCCAGACGGUCAAGAUGAAGUUUGGUAACCGCGGCCACAACAUUCCCUGCACCAGCAUGGUCACUGGCAAAUGCCACAUCACCUCGCAGAACCACGGUUUCGCUGUCGACGCCAAGUCCUUGUCUGGCGGCUGGAAGGAGCUCUUUGUCAACGCCAACGAUGGCAGUAACGAGGGUAUCAUGCACGCCGAGAAGCCCUACUUCUCCGUCCAGUUCCACCCUGAGAGCACUCCCGGUCCCCGCGACACCGAAUUCCUCUUCGAUGUCUUCAUCGACACCAUUGCCAACUGCGCCGAGAAUCCCGCUCUGCUCCAGGCCCCUGUCAGUUUCCCCGGCGGCACCGUCGAGGAGAACGAGGCUGCGCACCCUCGCGUCUCUGUCCGCAAGGUUCUUGUCCUGGGUAGCGGUGGUCUGAGCAUUGGUCAGGCCGGUGAAUUCGAUUACUCCGGUAGUCAGGCUAUCAAGGCUUUGAAGGAGGAGGGCAUCUACACUGUCCUGAUCAACCCCAACAUUGCCACUAUUCAAACCUCCAAGGGCCUGGCAGACAAGGUCUACUUCCUUCCCGUCAAUGCCGACUUUGUUCGCAAGGUCAUCCGGUAUGAGCGUCCCGAUGCCAUCUACGUCACCUUCGGUGGACAGACCGCCCUCCAGGUCGGUAUCCAACUCAAGGACGAGUUUGAGGAGCUCGGCGUCAAGGUCCUCGGUACUCCCAUUGACACCAUCAUCACCACCGAGGACCGAGAGCUGUUUGCCCGCAGCAUGGACUCUAUUGGCGAGAAGUGUGCCAAGUCGGCCUCCGCCAACAACAUUGUUGAGGCUAUGCACGCUGUCAAGGACAUUGGCUUCCCCGUCAUUGUCCGUGCUGCCUAUGCGCUGGGUGGUCUCGGCAGUGGUUUUGCCAACAACGAGGAGGAGCUCCUCGAGCUCUGCAACAAGGCCUUUGCCGCCAGUCCUCAGGUGCUUAUCGAGCGCAGUAUGAAGGGCUGGAAGGAGAUCGAGUACGAGGUCGUCCGAGAUGCUCAGGACAACUGCAUCACUGUCUGUAACAUGGAGAACUUUGAUCCCCUUGGUAUCCACACUGGUGACUCUAUUGUCGUCGCCCCUUCGCAGACUCUGUCUGAUGCGGACUACAACAUGCUGCGAACCACCGCCGUCAAUGUCAUCCGACAUCUUGGUGUCGUGGGUGAGUGCAACAUCCAGUAUGCGCUGAACCCUUUCUCGCAAGAGUACUGCAUCAUCGAGGUCAAUGCCCGAUUGUCUCGAUCUUCCGCUCUGGCAUCCAAGGCCACCGGCUACCCCCUGGCCUUUAUCGCUGCCAAGCUCGGUCUCGGAAUCCCCCUCAAGGAGAUCAAGAACACCGUUACCCAGGUCACUUGCGCCUGCUUUGAGCCCUCGCUUGAUUACGUCGUGGUCAAGAUGCCCCGAUGGGAUCUCAAGAAAUUCACUCGUGUGUCCACUCAGCUCGGCUCUUCCAUGAAGAGUGUUGGUGAGGUCAUGAGCAUUGGUCGAUCUUUCGAGGAGGCCAUCCAAAAGGCCAUCCGAGCCAUUGACUUCCACAACCUGGGCUUUGGCGAGACCAAGGCUCUCAUGAGCAUUGACGAUGAGCUUCAGACCCCCUCUGACCAGCGUCUGUUUGCCAUCGCCAACGCUAUGCACGAGGGUUACACUGUCGACAAGAUCUGGGAACUGACCAAGAUCGACAAGUGGUUCCUGAGCAAGCUCAAGGGCCUGAGCGACUUUGCCAAGAACAUGUCCAGCUAUGGCACCUCCGACAUCUCCAAGAGCCCUAGCAUUCUGCUGCAGGCCAAGCGACUUGGUUUCUCUGACCGACAGCUGGCUAAAUUCUGGAGCUCCAACGAGAUCGCUAUCCGCCGGAUGCGACUCGACGCCGGCAUCCAGCCCUUCGUCAAGCAGAUCGAUACCGUCGCUGCCGAGUUCCCCGCCUUUACCAACUAUCUCUACAUGACCUACAAUGCCUCGGAGCACGAUGUGACCUUUGAGGAUAACGGUGUCAUGGUUCUGGGUUCUGGUGUCUACCGAAUCGGUUCCUCCGUCGAGUUCGAUUGGUGCUCCGUUCGAGCCAUCCGAACUCUGCGUGCUACUGGCUUCAAGACCAUCAUGGUGAAUUACAAUCCUGAGACGGUAAGCACCGAUUACGACGAGGCCGAUAAGCUGUAUUUCGAGAACAUCAACCUCGAGACUGUUCUGGACAUUUACCAGCUGGAGAACUCUAGCGGUGUCCUUGGUGCCAUGGGUGGCCAGACUCCCAACAACAUUGCCCUGCCCCUGCACCGUGCCGGUGUCAAGGUCCUGGGUACCUCUCCUGAGAUGAUUGACAAUGCUGAGAACCGAUACAAGUUCUCUCGUAUGCUUGACCGUAUCGAGGUUGACCAGCCUACCUGGAAGGAGCUUACUAGCUUCGAGGAGGCUCAAUCUUUCUGCAACAAGGUUUCGUACCCUGUUCUGGUCCGACCCUCGUACGUCCUCUCCGGUGCCGCCAUGAACACGGUCUACUCCGAGAAGGACCUUGAGUCGUAUUUGGCUCAGGCCGCCGAGGUGUCUCGGGAGCACCCCGUCGUCAUUACCAAGUACAUUGAGAACGCCAAGGAGAUUGAGAUGGACGCCGUUGCCAAGGACGGUAUCGUCGUCGGCCACUUCAUCUCUGAGCACGUUGAGAAUGCCGGUGUUCACUCUGGUGAUGCCACCCUGAUCCUGCCUCCCCAGGAUUUGGAGCUCACCACCAUUCGCCGCAUUGAGGAGGCUACCCGCAAGAUUGGUGCCGCUCUCAACGUGACGGGUCCCUUCAACAUUCAGUUCAUCGCCAAGGACAACGACAUCAAGGUCAUUGAGUGCAACGUCCGUGCCUCUCGAUCUUUCCCCUUCGUGUCCAAGGUUAUGGGUGUUGACUUGAUCGAGAUGGCCACCAAGGCCAUCAUGGGCCAGCCUUUCCAGGAGUACCCUCCUACCGACCUCGCUCCCGACUGUGUCGGUAUCAAGGUCCCCCAGUUCAGUUUCUCUCGUCUCUCAGGUGCCGAUCCCGUCCUGGGUGUCGAGAUGGCUUCUACUGGUGAGGUUGCUUGCUUCGGUGUCGACAAGAACGAGGCCUACCUCAAGGCUCUCAUGUCGACCGGCUUCAAGAUUCCCAAGAAGAACAUUCUUCUCUCCAUUGGUUCUUACAAGGACAAGAAGGAGAUGCUUCCGGCCGUCCAGAAGCUGGAGAAGAUUGGCUACAAGCUGUUCGCCACCUCUGGUACCGCCGAUUUCCUCCAGGAGCACGGCAUUCCGGUUCAGUACCUCGAGGUUCUGGGCAAGGAGGAGGAUACCAACUCUGAGUUCUCCCUCACUCAGCAUCUGGCCAAGAACACCAUCGAUCUGUACAUCAACCUGCCUUCCAACAACAAGUACCGACGACCCGCCAACUACAUGAGCAAGGGCUACCAGACUCGACGUAUGGCCGUGGACUACCAGAUUCCUCUCGUCACCAACGUCAAGAACGCCAAGAUUCUCGUCGAGGCCAUUGCCCGCCACUUCGAGUUGGAGGUCUCCAAGCGCGAUUACCAGACUAGCCACCGCACCAUUGUCCUUCCCGGACUCAUCAACAUUGCGGCGUUUGUCCCUGGCAUUGUCUCCGCUGACAGCCAUGAUCUCCAGACUGUCACCAAGGCCUCCAUCUCGGCUGGUUUCAGCAUGAUCCGCGUCAUGCCCCUGGGUCUGGAUGGAUCCAUUACCGAUGCCAUCACCCUGAGCACUGCCCAGCAGAACUCCAAGCGUGGUGGCUUCUGCGACUACAACUUCUCUGUCUCGGCUACCUCGGACAACGCCGACCAGAUCAGCCAUGUCACUGGAGAAGUUGGCUCGCUCUUCAUCCCCUUCAACCACCUAUCUGGUAACAUCAGCAAGGUUGCGGCCGUCACUGCUCAUUUUGAUGCCUGGCCCGUUCACAAACCUAUCGUGACCGAUGCCAAGCUGACUGACCUGGCCUCGAUUCUCCUCCUGGCCAGCCUGCACAACCGUCGUAUCCACGUCACCUCUAUCAGCAACAAGGAUGAUAUCAAGCUUAUUGCCCUCAGCAAGGAGAAGGGUCUGCAGGUUACUUGCGAUGUUUCCAUCUACUCCCUGUACCUCUCGCAGAAGGACUUCCCCGACUGUGACCGCCUGCCCACUCAGGCCGACCAGGAGGCUCUUUGGGAGCACAUGAGUACCAUCGAUGUCUUCUCGAUCGGCUCUCUGCCCUACCAGCUCGCGACCUCUCUGGGCCACAAGGCCGAUCCCUCGAUGGGCAUCGCCGACGCUCUGCCUCUGCUGCUGACCUCGGUUGCCGAGGGCAAGCUGACGGUUGACGACAUCAAGACUCGCCUCUACACCAACCCCAUGGAGAUCUUUGAACUCCAUGAGCAGGUUGGUACUACCAUCGAGGCCGAGAUUGACCGCCCCUACACCGCCGCCUCGGGCUCCGCCUGGUCGCCUUUCCAGGGCCGUGCCAUGCGUGCCUCCAUCCAACGCGUCACAUUCCAGAACACCACCGUCUGUCUGGACGGCGAGGUUCUACAGGUCGGACCCCUGGGCAAGGAUAUGUCCUCGCACCUAAUCCCCCCCAUGUCCCCACCUAUCAAGCCGACGGUCACUUCCAUCGCGCAGACCACCGAGUCCCCCCAGACUCGCCGUCUCUCUAUGCUGGGUGGAAUCAAGCCCAUGAACCGCCUUCGACUUGCCGAGGGUUCUGCUACCGUGGAUGAGCUUGCCCCAUCCCUGCAGCCUCUUGUCAACUCGUCGAUUCAGCAGCUGCUCUCGCGACCCUCGUCGUUCAAGAACACCCAUGUGCUGUCGGUCAAGUCGUACACUCGUGCCGAUCUGCACCUGCUCUUCACCGUGGCUCAGGAGAUGCGCCUCGGUGUCCAGCGCGAGGGUGUCCUUAACAUCCUCCGAGGCCGUGUUCUUGCUACGCUCUUCUACGAGCCGUCGACACGCACCUCGGCCUCGUUCGACGCUGCUAUGCAGCGUCUGGGUGGACGAACCAUCAACGUUUCGACGUCGAACUCGUCUGUCCAGAAGGGAGAGUCCCUGCAGGACACCAUCCGAACUCUGGCCUGCUACGGUGAUGCCGUUGUUGUCCGCCACCCCGACGAGAACAGCGUUCACGUGGCCCAGAAGUACAGCCCGGUGCCUGUGAUUAACGCAGGCAACGGUAGCAAGGAGCACCCCACUCAGGCGUUCCUCGACCUCUUCACCAUCCGUGAGGAGCUUGGUACAGUCCAGGGACUCACCAUUACCUUCCUGGGUGAUCUCCUGUACGGACGACCCGUCCACUCCCUGGUGUACCUGCUCCGUCACUACCAGGUCCAGGUCCAGCUGGUUGCCCCCAGGAGCCUCCAGUUGCCCCCCAAGGUUCGGGAGCAGCUAGUUGCCUCUGGCCAGCUCCUGUGCGAGUCCGAAAGCCUGACUCCCGAGAUUUUGGCUCGCAGCGAUGUUCUCUACUGCACUCGUGUCCAGAAGGAGCGCUUCCCCAGCGAGGAGGAGUACGAGCGUGUCAAGAACUCGUACCGCGUGGACAACGCCGCCCUCAAGCACGCCAAGGGCUCGAUGGUGGUUAUGCAUCCCCUUCCCCGCAAUGAGGAGGUUGCCGAGGAGGUCGACUUUGACCAGCGCGCAGCUUAUUUCCGCCAGAUGCGAUAUGGGCUUUACUGCCGCAUGGCCCUGUUGGCGUUGGUGAUGGGUGAUUCUUAG
This is a messenger RNA of Ilyonectria robusta, 6678 nucleotides long. RefSeq lists its product as uncharacterized. Gene Ontology annotation, molecular function: carbamoyl-phosphate synthase (glutamine-hydrolyzing) activity; amino acid binding; ATP binding. Gene Ontology annotation, cellular component: cytosol; cytoplasm. Gene Ontology annotation, biological process: UTP biosynthetic process; L-citrulline biosynthetic process; L-glutamine metabolic process. The record is from RefSeq and is a predicted model, not a curated record. The transcript is spliced from 3 exons. The coding region runs from base 1 to 6678 and encodes 2225 amino acids. Lineage: Eukaryota; Fungi; Ascomycota; Sordariomycetes; Hypocreales; Nectriaceae.